Molecule: messenger RNA, 608 nt
Organism: Condylostylus longicornis
Lineage: Eukaryota; Metazoa; Arthropoda; Insecta; Diptera; Dolichopodidae
Product: succinate--CoA ligase [ADP-forming] subunit beta, mitochondrial-like
Exons: 2
Coding region: 178-447 (89 amino acids)
Biological process (GO): tricarboxylic acid cycle; succinyl-CoA metabolic process
Cellular component (GO): mitochondrion; succinate-CoA ligase complex
Molecular function (GO): succinate-CoA ligase (ADP-forming) activity; ATP binding
Source: RefSeq, a predicted model, not a curated record
GAGCAUAUUUCAUAUUCAUUAUUAAAUGAAUAUAACAUCCCUACUCCAAGGUAAGCUCAAUAGGAUAAUCAUAUUAAUCAUAAUAAUUUAAUUAAAAAUUUUGUGAGAUUUAAAAUUGCGGCUACACCUGAAGAGUGUGAAAAAUUUGCCACAGAAUUAUGUACAAAGAAUUUAGUAAUGAAAGCUCAAGUACUAACUGGUGGUAGAGGAGUGGGUAAAUUCAAAAGUGGAUUGAGAGGUGGUGUUAAAAUAAUUAAUAGUCCCGCAGAAGCUAAAAAAAUUGGUGCAAAAAUGAUUAAUCAAAUAUUAAUGACAAAGCAAACCGGUCCCGAAGGACUUAUAUGUAAUAAAGUAAUGAUUGCAGAACGUAAAUUUCCGCGUCGUGAAUUUUAUUUUGCUAUAAUGAUGGAAAGAGAAUUUAAUGUAAUUGAAGUACAAAAAAAAUAAUGAUUUUAGUAUUAGUGCCAAUAUAUUUUUAGGGCCCUGUUCUAAUAGCCUCGUCUCAAGGUGGUGUUUCAAUUGAAGACGUUGCUGCAUCUAGUCCAGAAGAUAUUAUUUAUGAACCAAUCACAAUUACUUGUGGUUUAACUAGAGAAAAAGCUUUUAAA